Messenger RNA from Oncorhynchus nerka (sockeye salmon), 3996 nucleotides. It is a transcript of the gene hyal4, whose product is annotated as hyaluronidase 4. The transcript has 4 exons. Gene Ontology annotation, molecular function: hyalurononglucosaminidase activity. Gene Ontology annotation, biological process: carbohydrate metabolic process; hyaluronan catabolic process. NCBI's taxonomy places the organism in Eukaryota, Metazoa, Chordata, Actinopteri, Salmoniformes, Salmonidae. The record is from RefSeq and is a predicted model, not a curated record. Bases 145 to 1632 code for a protein of 495 amino acids. Gene Ontology annotation, cellular component: cytoplasmic vesicle.
AGUGUAGGACAGAUGAAGAGGGGCACAAUUCCUGUGCCCCACCCCUGCCCCCACCCCCCUCUCCCCGGGAUUGGCUGAUGUGAUGGUCACCGUACAGGAUCUACAGGAUGUUUGACAGCCCUUCCCAUUGACCAAAGCUCCAGGAUGCUCAUGGUGCCCGUCGGAAGUGGCCAACCUCACCACGCCGUGCCUGUGGCCUGCGCCCUCACCUGUUCCUGGCUCCUGCUAUUCUUUCAUGCCGCCUUCAGCCAGAAGCCUGCCAAACUGCCCCUGGUGGGCCGCAAGCCCUUCAUCGCUGCCUGGAACGCACCGCUGGACCUGUGCACUGUCAAGUACAAUGUCCACACCAACCUGGAGCACCUCUUCCACAUUAGUGGCAGUCCGCGGGCCGUCCACACUGGCCAGAACGUUACCAUUUUCUAUGCCAACCGGCUGGGCCUCUACCCUUUCUACACGGACCACAGCAUCCCUAUCAAUGGAGGCCUGCCCCAAAACUGCAACAUGAAUGACCAUCUCCUCAAGGCCUACAGGGAUAUCAACCAUUUUAUCCCCUCGGAGGACUUUGCCGGUCUGGCGGUCAUUGACUGGGAGUACUGGCGCCCACAGUGGAACCGCAACUGGCACAAGAAAGACAUUUACCGGCGGAAGUCCCGGGAGCUGAUCACACAGGCCUAUGUUAACGUGACUUCAUCACAAAUCGAAGAGCUGGCGAGCAAACGCUUUGAGAAGAGUGCCCAGGCGUUCAUGCAGAAGACUGUCCAGCUAGGGACGUUCCUUCGCCCCAACGGACUCUGGGGCUUCUACCUCUAUCCGGACUGCCACAACUACAACCUGUAUGAGCACAACUACACAGGCUCCUGCCCUCUGCUGGAGAGCCUGCGUAAUGACGAACUGCUCUGGUUGUGGAACAGCAGCACAGCACUGUUUCCCUCAGUGGCUAUCAGGAAGAGCCAAACAGACAGUGUCAGCAAUCUCCAUUUCUCCCAGUUUAGGGUGCUGGAAUCUCUGAGGAUAGCUGGGCUCACCUCACACGGCUAUGACCUGCCCACAUUCGUGUACACACGCCUGGGCUACAGAGACGAGGCAAUGGCCUUCCUCACCACGAAAGACUUGAUCCACACCAUUGGGGAGAGUGCUGCUCUUGGUGCGGCUGGUUUUGUGAUCUGGGGAGACCUCAACCUCACCUCAUCCAGACACAACUGCACAAAGGUGAAGUCCUUCCUGAACCAGCGCCUGGGUCAGUACAUCACCAAUGUGACACGGGCUGCAGAGGUCUGCAGUGACUUCCUGUGCCAGAGCAACGGCCGCUGUGUCCGCAGGAACCUCCAUGCCCCGUACUACCUCCACCUGAGCGGAGACAGCUACCACAUCCAGCCCUCAGGGGACGGGGACUUUGUGGUCACUGGCUGGCACUCGCAGCACGAGCUCCAACUACUGGCCGAGAGGUUCCGCUGUCACUGCUAUGAGGGACACACCGGGGAGAAGUGUGACAGCCUGAACAAGGUGGUGGAAGAAGAGGAGGAAGAGGAGGGGGGAGAGGGGGAGGAGGAGCAGAGGGAAAGUGCUGCUUCACGAACUGGGAACACCCUUGUCUUGGUGGUGUUGCUCCUCCUAUUGAACUUAUAUCCUUAGUGGGGACUGUUGUAUGAUGAUAGCACUUUAAGUGCCGUGUGUUAUUUGUGGUAGGGGAGACAGAGCUUGAAGUCACUUCCAUGGGACACUGCUUUCAUGCAAUGCUGUGUCAUUUUUCAACUGGGGUCCUUCACUAUAAUGGGUAACACUUUACUUGAAGGGUACCACCUUGUCAGCUCAGGGAUUGAAACUAACAACCUUUCAGUUACUGGCCCAAUGCUCUAACUGCUAGGCUACCUGCCACCCUAAAUGCUUAUCCUGUCAUCAAACCUACUUUAUGGUUUCAUUAAGCCUUACUAAAUAUUAGGAUCAAUAUAAACUGUGGGCUGUUUUUUGCUCCAGUCUCCCCUAAUACUGUGCAGUUUCAUCUAGCAAUAAGCUUUUUGCUCCAGUCUCCCCUAAUCCUGUGCAGUUUCAUCUAGCAAUAAGCUUUUUGCUCCAGUCUCCCCUAAUACUGUGCAGUUUCAUCUAGCAAUAAGCUUGGUAUUUCCACAACGCAAAGUUUAUAAUGUUUUUAACCGUACGCUAUCAUUGAAUGCUAAUUCAUUUGAACGGAUUAUCUAAUUUGACUACUGGAGGAACAAUAAAGUUUUAAAAAGUUCCUUGGCACAGCGCAAUUUGAAAAAGCCUAUAACAAAUUGGUGUAUCUCCAUGGAAAAGUUUCCGAACCACGUCACGUUCGGGCCUUCCCAUGGCCUUCCACAGGGAACACUGUUUAGCAGGCAACGUAUAGGAGCAUUGUGUAACAGAGGCGCUAUGGAGGGUGCCAGCUGUUUCCUCCCCACACCUUUUUGCAAACAUUGGUGUUCAAGUUGUAUUUAAACUGGACAUCUCAUCGAUUCACAGGGGUAUGUUCAAAAGAACCCAAAGCCUUUACGUAUCACUCUGACAUUAAAGCUCAGGUAGGCAGGGGUUAACACUGAGCAGCAAUGGAAGAGACCUUUAUGUCAUGUCAACACCUUUUGCCUAUCCUCCUUAGUUAGUAGUUUACUGUAGGAGAGUUACAAGGUAUGUCAUGUCAACACCUUUUGCCUGUCCUCCUUAGUUAGUAGUUUACUGUAGGAGAGUUACAAGGUAUGUCAUGUCAACACCUUUUGCCUGUCCUCCUUAGUUAGUAGUUUACUGUAGGAGAGUUACAAGGUAUGUCAUGUCAACACCUUUGCCUGUCCUCCUUAGUUAGUAGUUUACUAUAGGAGAGUUACAAGGUAUGUCAUGUCAACACCUUUUGCCUGUCCUCCUUAGUUAGUAGUUUACUGUAGGAGAGUUACAAGGUAUGUCAUGUCAACACCUUUUGCCUGUCCUCCUUAGUUAGUAGUUUACUGUAGGAGAGUUACAAGGUAUGUCAUGUCAACACCUUUUGCCUGUCCUCCUUAGUUAGUAGUUUACUGUAGGAGAGUUACAAGGUAUGUCAUGUCAACACCUUUUGCCUGUCCUCCUUAGUUAGUAGUUUACUGUAGGAGAGUUACAAGGUAUGUCAUGUCAACACCUUUUGCCUGUCCUCCUUAGUUAGUAGUUUACUGUAGGAGAGUUACAAGGUAUGUCAUGUCAACACCUUUUGCCUGUCCUCCUUAGUUAGUAGUUUACUGUAGGAGAGUUACAAGGUAUGUCAUGUCAACACCUUUUGCCUGUCCUCCUUAGUUAGUAGUUUACUGUAGGAGAGUUACAAGGUAUGUCAUGUCAACACCUUUUGCCUGUCCUCCUUAGUUAGUAGUUUACUGUAGGAGAGUUACAAGGUAUUGUCUUGUAACACCAAAGUGAGUGUUUUCUACCCAGGUUACUCUUGAAAUGUGUGAAACUGUAAAAUCAUUUUCAUGUACAAUUGUUAUGCUAAACUAGACCGUAAAACCAUUAUGUAUAUGGACUAUAUGUUAUUUUAAUGUAAAGAACAGAAAUGUUUCAAAUCUUGUAUUCAUGUUGUUCUUUACCCAUGCACGAUGGCACUGCACAAAUGUACUCCAGAUGUUCUUUCUGUGAAGCACCAAGGGCUAGAGUCAUAAUUGACUUGGCAUCAAUAUAAGGCAUGUCAGCAUUUUGAUAGCCGCCAACAUUUCUUUUUGGAUUGCUUUACUCACUUUUUGUUCAUGUUUUAUGUGUAUGAACAAGUGGCUCAUAUAAGUAGUUCAUACAAUAUAUUUCAUUAUGUCUACUGACUGUGGUUUCACUGUAGACAAAUCCAUCUCAAUGUGGAUGAUUUCAUCAUCUCAGCCAUCUCAGCUAUAGUAGCCCUGUGCUUUUGCCUAGACUGCACUUAAGAUUCCAAGAUUGUAAACCAAAUACACAAGGAUUAUAUGCAACAUAUGACACGUGUUGCUUGAAUGUAGAUGAACUGCAAAAAAAUAAAAAAAAUGGAUCAUUUUGGAUACA